AUGGCACCCAGUUUUGAUUGUGUUUCAAGCCUCCUUUGUGCAGAGGACAGCAGUGUUUUCGACGAUAGUCAUUAUGGGGGUACGAUGGAUGUGUACGAGGAUUCGUGGCGUCCUAGGUACCAUCAUGGAAGGAGCGAUGACUUUGGUUACCCAGAUGAGUUGCCAGUGCAGAGUGAUGAGUGCUUGGCGUUGAUGGUGGAAAAGGAAAGCCAACACUGGCCUGGUGCCGGUUACUUUAAUAGGCUACAGAGUGGGGAUUUGGACUUAGGGGCCAGAAAAGAGGCCAUUGAUUGGAUUGAAAAGGUCCGAUCGCAUUUUGGUUUUGGUCCUCUCUGUGCAUAUCUAUCCAUAAAUUACUUGGACCGCUUUCUUUCUGCAUAUGAAUUACCAAAGGGAAGAGCUUGGACAAUGCAAUUGAUGGCUGUGGCGUGUUUAUCUCUUGCAGCCAAAAUAGAAGAGACUGAAGUUCCUCCGUGUCUUGAUUUGCAGGUGGGUGAAUCCAGGUUUGUAUUUGAAGCUAAAACCAUACAGAGAAUGGAGCUCCUUGUACUGAGCACAUUGAAGUGGAGAAUGCAACCAAUUACUCCUUUCUCCUUCAUUGAUUAUUUCCUUUGCAAGAUCAAUGAUGAUCAAAAUUCAUUAAGAUCUUCAAUUUUGCAAUCCAUCCAACUUAUACUCAGCACUGUAAAAGGGAUUGACUUCUUGGAAUUCAAACCAUCUGAGAUUGCAGCAGCAGUGGCUAUAUCAGUUGUGGGGGGAACCAAAACAAUUGACACUGGGAAAACAAUUUCUGUUCUGAUUCAAUAUGUAGAAAAGGAGAGAUUAUUGAAGUGUGUUAACAUGAUCCGGGAGCUGUCAUCAAACAGUAACUCUGCCAAUGAUUCAAGUGUUUCUGUCCCUUGUGUGCCGCAAAGCCCAAUAGGUGUGUUGGAUGUUUUAUGCUUCAGCUACAAAAGUGAUGAAACAGAUGCUGGUUCUUGUGCAAAUUCAUCACAUAAUACCCCAGAUGCCAAAAGAAGGAAACUAAACAAAACCUGUGGAGCAGAGCUAUUGUAG
Gastrolobium bilobum is the source of this 1056-nucleotide messenger RNA. RefSeq names its product cyclin-D2-1-like. Gene Ontology annotation, cellular component: cytoplasm; cyclin-dependent protein kinase holoenzyme complex; nucleus. Gene Ontology annotation, molecular function: cyclin-dependent protein serine/threonine kinase regulator activity. The transcript has 6 exons. The coding region runs from base 1 to 1056 and encodes 351 amino acids. Gene Ontology annotation, biological process: mitotic cell cycle phase transition; regulation of cyclin-dependent protein serine/threonine kinase activity. NCBI's taxonomy places the organism in Eukaryota, Viridiplantae, Streptophyta, Magnoliopsida, Fabales, Fabaceae. The record is from RefSeq and is a predicted model, not a curated record.